AUGGUAGACUAUUGGGUGUCUCGGGAGCGGCAUUAUUGCAAGUAUUGCAAUGUCUGGAUGCAGAAUGACAAGCUAAGUAUUAAACACCAUGAACACGGUCGAAGACACAAGGAAAAGGUCGAGGAAACGCUCAAGCUCAAGCGACAGACUAAAUUGGAUGCUGAGAGAUCACAAAAGGAGCUUUGUGACCAAUUGCAGCAGAUUGAAGAAGAAGCACGUGCUAAACAUGAGCAAGAUAUGGCCAAUCGUAGCAGGAGACCACCGCCACCGCCACCUCGUCCUGGACAAAACAAUGCACCCCCUCCACCACCCCGAAAACCAGGACAGAUCCAUGCAACACCUCAUUAUAUUGGACAAAUCAGUGGAAAAGCUUCACUUGUACAUUCAACUACAAGAAAAUCUUUCACUGACGCUUCGUAUUGUCCAGUUAUUGAUCACGAGAAAGAAGAGGAGGAAAAGAGGAAAGAGGACAAUGGAGUGUACUCUGUACGAGGUGUUGUCUAUCUGGAAGGUAAAAAACAUGAGACGCAGCUGGAGAGUGGAAGUGCAUGUCAGAUUUGGGUGGAAGAGGUCGAGCAGUGGCUGGAUGCAUUGGUGGAACAGGCGACAGUGCACACAGUUCCAAAUACUGACCUGGCUUUCAGACGCUUUACGGUCAUGUACAUGCUGCCACCAUCGGAAGAGGGUCUUACGAAUGGAGAUAAAGCCAAGCCAAUUUACUGA
Messenger RNA from Peronospora farinosa, 723 nucleotides. NCBI's taxonomy places the organism in Eukaryota, Oomycota, Peronosporomycetes, Peronosporales, Peronosporaceae. The record is from the annotation of a GenBank genome assembly.